Molecule: messenger RNA, 2184 nt
Organism: Fonsecaea multimorphosa CBS 102226
Lineage: Eukaryota; Fungi; Ascomycota; Eurotiomycetes; Chaetothyriales; Herpotrichiellaceae
Exons: 7
Coding region: 1-2184 (727 amino acids)
Biological process (GO): DNA-templated transcription; positive regulation of transcription from RNA polymerase II promoter by galactose
Cellular component (GO): nucleus
Molecular function (GO): RNA polymerase II cis-regulatory region sequence-specific DNA binding; DNA-binding transcription factor activity, RNA polymerase II-specific; zinc ion binding
Source: RefSeq, a predicted model, not a curated record
AUGGUCGAGACGGGUGCUGAGGCGAGUGGUGUCGAUGUUGUCCCAAAGCCCGCGCGGCUGCGACAAAAACGCGCGGCCAGGGCCUGUGACUAUUGUCGCGAGAAACGGCUCAAGUGCACGCCGAGUGCAAGGCCUUGUUUCAAUUGUCAACUCUACUCUGCCCAAUGUCUGGAUUCGAGGCCGCCGAGGGCGCGCACCUCCGAACCCAAUCGGACUCUAAAGAAACGAAGUAGAAAGACCGCUGCAUCCUCGACAAACCCUCCGACAGCAGAAUCUGCUGAAGUGCUCGAAGACGCUUCGGCUGGCCUCACAGAUGAGAUGGAUCUCUCAACCAGUAAGCAAAACUAUCCUGUACCGAGCCUGGAUAUUCAUUCCAACGAUCAGCCAGUGCAAGGCAGUAUGCCUCAGAUUCUUGAUACUUUUAGUAACAUGGAUUUCACCCCAUCCCUUUCCUUCUGGGACUCCUCGCUCCCGUCCAAUGAUACUAUUUUCUUUGGGGGAGACAUUGACGUCUCUGCGCCACUGCUCCCGUCCUCGCUCCUCUUGGAUCAUUCGGGGUUGGGACCGAACCCUCUAUCAUAUCCACCAAAUGCGCCGGAGGCGUUGCAAAGCUAUGCGAAUGUCCCGGGUUCCAUCAGCUCGGCAACAUAUUCACAAGAUGGGAAGGUCUCUGGCGUACAGGCUCUUCACCAGAAUGCAGCUCCGGAUGUCGGCAAGGAUCGAAUUCUACCUGGACUUUUCAUUCGGAAUGACGCCUUAACGAGUCAUUUCAUCGGUUUGAAUUCGACAGGCGCAACGUUGGCCCUCAGCAUUCGGGAGGCUUUGGAAUUUUCGGGUCCAGGAUCAAUGUCGACCACCUUCGACUGGUUAAUCGAGACUGGGAAACAUGUUGACGAGGCUGGUGUUCGUACCUACUGGAAUUUCUCCACUGCAGAACUUCCUUCUCAGGAGGUUGCUGCAACAAGCAUCGAAGCUUAUCUGAAAAAUGCACAUGUCUUCUAUCCCAUUAUAAACUGGAAAGAAUUUGAGGAAAUGUGGCCCCUCGUGUAUGACCCGAAUGUGCCGGCCCGAGACGUGCUUGAUGUCUCAUGUUUUUUCCUCGUUGUGGCAAUCGGGAUAUUGUGUCAUGCUACGCUGCCGAACAGUUCUGAAGCGAUGCGACGGGCGGGAGUGUUCUACCAGCAAGCCUGGAACAUGCUGGGUGAUGCCAUGGUGGCGCCCCGCAUAAAGUCUGUUCAGGUCCUCUUGCUGCAUGUUAUCUACCUUUCCUUCCAGGGAAAGGGAGGCAUAGCCUGGAGCAUGUGUGGCUCUGCCAUUCGACAUGCACAGUGUAUUGGCUUGCACAGGCGAAGCCCUCAGGACCUUGACUUGACCAAAGAGCAAGUCACCUUGAGAUCACGGCUGUGGUGGGUUGCAUUCACUUUCGAUGCACAUUUAUCAAUGACGCAAGGACGACCAACCGCCCUGACGGAGUCGACAUACGAUGUCGAGUUACCCACAGUCGAUCCCAGUUCGUCCAAAUGUGAUGAUGAGACGACCAUGUUUGCUCAAAUUUACCUUUGGAAGGUAAAGUUGGGCCUUGUUCAAAACCGCCUGUGUGCGCUGAUCAAUCGCCAUGAAUCUGUCGAAGCCAGACUCGACGCUUUGACUGAUAUUGACCAAGAAGCAACGACUUGGCGCGAUGAGAUUCCAGUCGAAUUUCGACCCGAGCAAGAAAUUCUAGUCUCCCCUGACUUACACCAGGUGGUUGCUCUGCUCCAUCUUGAGUACUACAACAUGAUUCGCGCCAUCCAUUUUGCCGCCUUGACUUCGAUCCCAGCUCAUAAAGUCGGGAACGGGUCCUAUUUGAGUCCACGCAUGAAGUCAAGCCAGAUGGUUUGCCUGGCCGCCGCUCGCUCAUUCAUAAAGACCCUCAACAACAUGACCGACGAUCAGGGGCAGAAGAGGAUAUUUCCAAUUAUGCACACCACGGACUACUACAUGACGAUGCUCGCCGAGCUCUUCAGAAACACAUUUCAUUGCCCCCAUCGACUAUCAGCAAAGGCAGACCUCGAGCAUUUCCGAGCUGGGAAAAUACAUUUCGAGAACGACGUGCCGGAGCCAUUAGUCAGCACGCCUUUAAAGCUACUGUUUGACAAAAUGCUGAAGUCGCUCGAGCAACGGGUCUACGGAAGUUCCACAUGA